GACACUGCACCGAAGGAGCCCUGCCUGGCUGGGGAGAGAGCGAGGGGGCGCCGGAGCCUGGACCCCUCUAAGCCCGUGCCGGAGGUGAGCCUCCGCCAGAGUACCAACGCCCGGACGCCUUGAGCCUUGAGCCCGCUGCUGCGGUCAAAUUCCGUCUGCAGAAGAGCCGCGGCAGAGAGGGGACCCCCCAACACCCCGACCUCCCGGCCCGGCCCUGCUGCCGGCUCUGCACCAGCCCACCUCCUCCACCCGUCUCAGCCAUGAGCCGGAGAGUCGUCCGGCAAAGCAAGUUCCGGCACGUGUUUGGCCAGGCCGGGAAAGCCGAGCAGACCUACGAGGACAUCCGAGUGUCCAAGGUCACAUGGGACAGCUCCUUCUGCGCUGUCAACCCCAAAUUUCUGGCCAUCAUCGUAGAGGCUGGAGGGGGCGGAGCCUUCAUCGUGCUGCCCUUGGCUAAGACAGGACGCGUGGACAAGAACCACCCAACAGUCAAUGGACACACAGCGCCCGUGCUGGACAUAGACUGGUGUCCCCACAAUGACAGCGUGAUUGCUAGUGCCUCUGAGGACACCACUAUCAUGGUAUGGCAGAUCCCAGACUACACCCCCGUCCGGAACAUCACAGAGCCCAUUGUCACGCUGGAAGGCCACUCCAAACGUGUGGGCAUCCUCUCCUGGCACCCCACAGCCCGGAACGUACUGCUCAGUGCAGGAGGGGACAAUGUUAUCAUCAUCUGGAAUGUGGGAACAGGGGAGAUGUUGUUAAGCCUGGAUGACAUGCACCCCGACGUCAUCCACAGCGUCUGCUGGAAUGCCAACGGGAGCCUGCUCAGUACCACCUGCAAAGACAAGACGCUAAGAGUCAUCGACCCCCGAAAGGGCCAGGUGGUGGCGGAGCGAGCCCGGCCUCACGAGGGUGCCCGUCCGAUGCGGGCCAUCUUCACCGCCAACGGGAAGCUGCUUAGCACCGGCUUCAGCAGGAUGAGUGAACGGCAGCUUGCACUGUGGGACCUGAACAACUUUGAGGAACCCAUGGCGCUCCAGGAGAUGGACACCAGCAAUGGGGUCCUGCUUCCCUUCUAUGACCCCGAUUCCAGCAUAGUCUAUCUGUGUGGCAAGGGGGACAGCAGUAUCCGGUACUUUGAGAUCACCGACGAACCCCCCUUUGUCCACUACCUGAACACCUUCAGCAGCAAGGAGCCGCAGCGAGGCAUGGGCUUCAUGCCCAAGAGGGGCCUGGAUGUCAGCAAGUGUGAAAUUGCCAGAUUCUACAAGCUGCAUGAAAGGAAGUGUGAGCCCGUCAUCAUGACUGUACCCCGAAAGUCAGACCUGUUCCAGGAUGACCUGUACCCUGACACGCCAGGCCCUGAGCCAGCCUUGGAGGCAGAUGAAUGGCUAGCAGGCCAGGAUGCGGACCCUGUGCUGAUCUCCCUGCGGGAUGGCUAUGUGCCCCCCAAGAGCAGAGAACUUCGGGUCACCAAGCGCAACAUCCUGGAUGUUCGGCCACCCGCUGGCCCGAGACGCAGCCAGUCAGCCAGCGAUACCUCCUUCUCGCAGCAGCAGCAGCAACAGACCCUGGAGGCAUUGCUUGAGGAAAUUAAGUCCCUCCGGGAGAGGGUUCAGGCUCAGGAAGAGAGAAUCACAGCCUUGGAGAACAUGCUUUGUGAAUUUGUCGAGGACACUGAUUAGCCUUGCCCCCCACCCCAGUCCCCAUCUCCUGCUCCCACCUCCCUUCCUCUAACCCCAGGAUGGGAGGUGAGAGCCUAGGUGGGAUUGGGGGGGCCGUGAACUCAAUCCAGGGGACUGCACCCCAUAGAGCGGAGGCUAAGGAGAGUAGAAUGCUUUCCCCAACUUUCAAAUGGGGAAUGGGGUGUGAAUCGUGGCCUUUUCCUUGAGGGGUUCACCUCUGAGAGAGGAAUUCAGCCCCUCUCAAUGGGACAUUCACCCCCAACCUUGUGUGUCCAGAGAGGGAGGGAGUAGGAAGGCAACACUCUAUACCCCCUCAGGAGUGGGGUUGAGGGACAUUGUUAGCAAUCAAUCAACAAGUAUUUAAUAAGCUCUUACUGUGUGUGAAGCAGAAAAGACAAAAAUGAAAUUAUCCCUGUCCUCAAACAGCUUACAUUCUUUUGGGGGAGACUUGGGAUCUGACCUGAGGACAAAGGAAGGACUGUGGGGGCCAGGAGUGUUGAGAGUGGAAUUUUUAGGCAAACUCUGGUGGUAGAGGCAGGGGAGGGGAAACGAGAAGAGAUCAGGACACACCUUUGGGGAAUGUGGUGGUUAGUGGGGAAUGGCCUCUUCUGCCCUCGUUUUUCCUUCCCUUCCCUUUCUCUCCCCAGCCACUACAGGGGUUAGAGGAGGCCUGAGGAGGUAGAGGUUUCACAUUAGCUGGGCUCUGAGGUAGGAGCUUGACUCCAACGGCAGUGUGGGAGAUCACAGAAAGCAGAGACUUCUACUUCAUCACUGAAGGGGUAAGGGGGGCGGGCUUUCUCCCUGGGCUGGGCAAGUGGGAAAAAACCCCACAGGAAAGGACAGAAGCCUGGAGGGACCUUCCAGGCCCCUCACCCAUGGCUGGGUGCCAUCCCCUCCUCCACCUCAGAUCUCACCACCCAUCUCCCCAACAGCACGUGGGCUCCUAUCCUGGUGUGUGAAGGCUGCCCCCCAACACACACACACCCUCACUUCACACUAUUCUAGGUGUGAAGGUAUGGCUUGGAAUGGAGCGGAUUGUCCACAUCCUCCCUUGCCCCUGUCUCUCCCUGCCCCCCAUCAUGGGCUCUGCUCUUUAAAAAGGAAAUUGUGGAGGAUUGAAAAAUUAAAUAUUUUA
This is a messenger RNA of Vombatus ursinus (common wombat), 2823 nucleotides long. RefSeq names its product coronin 6 (gene CORO6). Gene Ontology annotation, biological process: actin filament organization; cell migration. The coding region runs from base 261 to 1688 and encodes 475 amino acids. Gene Ontology annotation, molecular function: actin filament binding. The transcript has 11 exons. Lineage: Eukaryota; Metazoa; Chordata; Mammalia; Diprotodontia; Vombatidae. The record is from RefSeq and is a predicted model, not a curated record.